Molecule: messenger RNA, 1141 nt
Organism: Cavia porcellus (domestic guinea pig)
Lineage: Eukaryota; Metazoa; Chordata; Mammalia; Rodentia; Caviidae
Gene: Tsn
Product: translin
Exons: 6
Coding region: 158-844 (228 amino acids)
Biological process (GO): RNA metabolic process
Cellular component (GO): cytoplasm; nucleus
Molecular function (GO): single-stranded DNA binding; sequence-specific DNA binding; RNA binding
Source: RefSeq, a predicted model, not a curated record
CGCGCCGGGGGCCUCGGAGGACCCUAGCGACAGCUGUGGCGUAGAGCCGGGUGGACGCAGCGGUGGCGGUCGUAGGGAUUGACUGCGCCGGUAUCCUGCGGAACGCGAUUCUUUGGUAGCCCUUGCCACACUGGCUGACUGCUUUCUACCUGGCGCCAUGUCUGUGAGCGAAAUCUUCGUAGAACUGCAGGGCUUUUUGGCUGCCGAGCAGGACAUCCGAGAGGAAAUCCGAAAAGUUGUACAGAGUUUAGAACAAACAGCUCGAGAGAUUUUAACUCUACUGCAAGGGGUCCAUCAGGGUGCUGGGUUUCAGGACAUUCCAAAGAGGUGUUUGAAAGCUCGAGAACAUUUUGGCACAGUAAAAACACAUUUAACAUCAUUGAAGACCAAGUUCCCUGCUGAACAGUAUUACAGGUUUCAUGAGCACUGGAGGUUUGUGUUGCAGCGCUUGGUCUUCUUGGCAGCAUUUGUUGUAUAUUUGGAAACAGAAACACUAGUGACCCGAGAAGCAGUUACAGAAAUUCUUGGCAUUGAACCAGAUCGGGAGAAAGGUUUUCAUCUGGAUGUAGAAGAUUAUCUCUCAGGAGUUUUAAUUCUUGCUAGCGAACUGUCAAGACUGUCUGUCAACAGUGUGACUGCGGGGGACUACUCCCGGCCUCUCCACAUCUCUACCUUCAUCAAUGAGCUGGAUUCCGGUUUCCGCCUUCUCAACCUCAAAAACGACUCUCUGAGGAAGCGUUAUGACGGCUUGAAGUAUGAUGUGAAGAAAGUAGAGGAGGUGGUUUAUGAUCUCUCCAUCCGGGGCUUCAAUAAGGAAACAGCAGCAGCUUGUGUUGAAAAAUAGGAGGCUCCCCCUGCUCCUGGCCUUGCUGACCCAGCAGUUGCCAGGGAUGGGUGAGCACAGAGUGCCUCUUUCUGUAGUUAGGAUGCCCAGUUGCUAAGCACUGCGCUUUAUUUUCUUAACCAGUUGUGUGCUAUGAGUACCAGAAUUGAAACACUUUUUUGGGAGUUAAAAUUAGCCUUUACAUGGACAGAAUUUCCAUUGUUGUUUUGGUGAAUUUGCUCUGUAAUUUGUUGUAUUUCAGUUCUGUCAAAAAGUGUAAAUGUUGGUCUCUUGGUAAAGUCCUUUUUUUCUUGCUUA